ACCAUCAGUCACCUGGCUGACCUGGGACGGACGGUCGGACUACUGGAGAUAUACGAUUGUACUGAUCACACGGCCGGCAGCCUGGAACCUCUCACCAGUUGCCCUGAGCUGCAGUAUCUCACCCUGUCCGGCGGCGUCCCUGACACCGUGAGCCUGGAGCCUCUCACCAGGUGCCCUGAGCUGUAUUAUCUCACCCUGUCCGGCGGCGUCCCUGACACCGUGAGCCUGGAACCCCUCACCAGGUGCCCUGAGCUGGAGCGCCUAUCAGUCAUCGCCGCCGACCUCCCGCUACUGAGGUGGCUGAUGCCGGAGGACCUCUGGUGCCUCAAUGUCAGAGGUGCAGUGUGGACGGUGGUGCUCGGUGGAGCCGCGGCCGACAGGUGCAUCACGUGCAGAAGGGGCACCCUCGAGGAGUGCCUAGAUGGCAAGAGGGCGAAAGAGUUUGAAGACCAGCAGCAGAUGUGUUCGGAUUCGUUACCGUUCUGUGAGGUGACCGUCCAGGAGCAACUGGACCCGAACGGCGGCGACGAAGAAGCCGAACUGCGCGACGUCAACCGCGGCUGCGUCAAGGAGCCACGCUUCAAGUGCGACACCAGCGAGGGUGUGCGCACGUGCACGGCCACCUGUCGGGGAGACCUCUGCAACGACUUUGAGGACGUGGCGGAUCGCGUGGAGGACUUCCUGGAGCAGCAGGAGCGGGAGGCCGCCGCCAGGGAGGAGAGAGAGAGGGAGGAGGCCGCCGCCAGGCGGAAGUGGGUCAUACCGGUGGCGGUGGUGGUGCCUCUGGUCGUGCUGGCGGCGGUGGCCGCGUGCGGCGUCUCCCGGCUCAUGGCCAACCGGCGAAAGGCCAGGGAUCUGAAAUCGGGGGGCGAUGCCGGCCGCCCGCUAAACGGCGACUCUUCAGCACCGAGAACCGUGAAACCAGCUGCGGCGGACGUGUAAUCUCUUGCUUAUUAUUUUCCGAAAUCUGGACAGCCGUCAGUGGCGGUGCUGACAUCCAGGACGGCGCUGGCAG
Messenger RNA from Amphibalanus amphitrite, 1015 nucleotides. RefSeq lists its product as uncharacterized. Bases 304 to 942 code for a protein of 212 amino acids. Lineage: Eukaryota; Metazoa; Arthropoda; Thecostraca; Balanomorpha; Balanidae. The transcript has 5 exons. The record is from RefSeq and is a predicted model, not a curated record.